GCAAAAUUCGCAUCCCCGACGCGUCUCCGCCUUGAAUCCGCGCGUCUUCCCGCCGAGCCAGACCAUGCUACGGACUUGUCGUUAACCAGCGGCAUUGUCUUGAACGCAUACCACACAGACUAGUCUGCUAGCCACUGAUUGGGCCCCCGACUUUCGCAUCUCUCGCUGAUACUCGCUAUGGCUCAAGCUGAAUCUUCAGCCAGCGCUGCCCGCAAUGGACUCAAGGCCCACACAACUGGAGCUCCUCCCGACUACGAGCUGCCUUGGGUUGAGAAGUACCGUCCUAUCUUUCUCGAUGAUAUUGUGGGAAAUACAGAAACUGUCGAAAGGUUAAAAAUCAUCGCCAAAGAUGGGAAUAUGCCGCAUGUGAUCAUAUCCGGCAUGCCUGGUAUCGGAAAGACAACUUCAAUACUGUGCUUGGCAAGGCAAUUGUUGGGGGAUGCAUACAAGGAGGCCGUGCUUGAACUUAAUGCCAGUGAUGAAAGAGGUAUCGAUGUUGUUAGAAACCGGAUCAAGGGCUUCGCGCAGAAAAAAGUUACACUGCCUUCUGGUCGUCACAAAAUCGUUAUUUUAGACGAAGCAGACAGUAUGACUUCUGGGGCUCAGCAAGCGCUGCGGCGAACGAUGGAGAUUUACUCGUCUACAACUCGAUUUGCCUUUGCCUGCAACCAGUCGAACAAGAUUAUCGAGCCGAUUCAAUCUCGAUGUGCAAUCCUUCGUUAUGCCCGGUUGACGGACGCCCAGGUUGUAAAGCGGCUGAAACAAGUGUGUGACGCCGAGCAGGUGGAACAUAAUGAGGAAGGAAUCGCUGCGUUGGUUUUCAGCGCCGAAGGAGAUAUGCGUCAAGCCAUCAACAACCUCCAGAGUACAUGGUCGGGUUUUGGCUUCGUCAGCGGGGACAAUGUCUUCAGGGUGGUAGACAGCCCACACCCCAUCAAGGUUCAAGCAAUGAUUAAGGCCUGCUGGGAAGGGAAGGUGGAUGUCGCUCUCGAUACACUCAAUGAAUUGUGGGAUCUGGGAUACUCCUCACAUGAUAUUAUUAGCACAAUGUUCCGGGUGACCAAGACAAUUCCCACGCUAUCAGAACACUCCAAGCUCGAAUUCAUCCGUGAGAUUGGCUUUACGCAUAUGCGCAUUUUGGAUGGCGUGCAGUCUUUGCUGCAGUUGAGCGGUUGCGUUUCUAAGCUUUGCAAGGUCAACAUGAAACCCCAGCUCUUUAAUCAGCCAAGAAUCUAAAAAUAUCGUCCUCUAAUACCCAUGGUUUGCAUAUGAGUGGCGAGUGGCGUUAGUGUAGCAAGUUACGAUAGGUUUAUUCAUCAGGCGUCCUAGCAUUUCACCUCCGAGAAAUGCAAAACAUAUAAGAUAACUGGACAGUGGUACAUUGGCCAAGGGGGCUACCCUACAGUCGUUGCCGAGUCAAUUCCUUCUGAAAAGACAGUGGUAAUUCCAUGGAGUAAGAU
Aspergillus saccharolyticus JOP 1030-1 is the source of this 1460-nucleotide messenger RNA. Its product is annotated as replication factor C subunit 4. Lineage: Eukaryota; Fungi; Ascomycota; Eurotiomycetes; Eurotiales; Aspergillaceae. The transcript is spliced from 5 exons. Gene Ontology annotation, molecular function: ATP binding; DNA clamp loader activity; DNA binding. Gene Ontology annotation, cellular component: Ctf18 RFC-like complex; DNA replication factor C complex; nucleus. Gene Ontology annotation, biological process: DNA-templated DNA replication; DNA repair. The record is from RefSeq and is a predicted model, not a curated record. Bases 178 to 1236 code for a protein of 352 amino acids.